AUGAAAGGACUCGCUGGCUAUCCCGAGGUUGCAGAGGUCGUCGUGUUUGUCAAGGAUCAUCAGGAUGCUGAUCAAAGAGUCAAUCUUGGAGGGUUACAGCAACCAGUCAGGUUUGACGAUAUUUCGCAACGCCUGGUUGAUUUAGGGUUCCCGAAGUUCUCAUCUUUCGUCUCACGACGGGUAGAGCACGAUAUCACAGUUUCGACUGGAUCUUCAACUUGCGAUGGUGUCCGAGGCGAAAUCAACAUUGAUCAACCUCUAUUGCACUUCUACCAUGAUGUUUUCUUGGAGACCACGAAUCCUCAGCCUUUUGAUUUCACUGAAAGUAUCGCCAAGGUUGGAGAAGACAACAAUAUUGAUGUUGGUGGUCUAGUCAGGAUAGCGUUUCGAAAGACAUCCCGCGUCCCAAGUAAAUCGUCUGCCGUAUGA
Laccaria bicolor S238N-H82 is the source of this 429-nucleotide messenger RNA. RefSeq lists its product as uncharacterized. The coding region runs from base 1 to 429 and encodes 142 amino acids. Lineage: Eukaryota; Fungi; Basidiomycota; Agaricomycetes; Agaricales; Hydnangiaceae. The record is from RefSeq and is a predicted model, not a curated record. The transcript has 4 exons.